CAGGACCUUGAGCUGUAAAGUGUAGAUAUCACCCUAUUAAGGUUGUAUUGUGUUCGUGUGAGUUACAAUGGAGUACUCAUAUUUGGAUUAUUUGGGCGACUUACCAGAUAUUCUGGAUGAUGAUUUAGAGCUGGUAGAUAUUAUUGUGAUGGGACUACCCAGGCGCACUUAUAGUCGGCCAAAUUACUCUGAAGAAAUGGAUCCACUGGGUUUUUUCAGAAGGUUCCGGUUAUACAAGGAAACAGUGUUGCAUGAAUCACAGCAUUUCACCAAUGAAUCAGCUUCUAUGCUGCUUAAGGUACUAUGCCAGUGCCGGUCAUAUUAGGCAAACUGCUUAUUUUAUGGGAAUGCAUGCAAGCACAGCCUGCAGAAUUGUUGGAAGGGUAUUAAGAACUAUAGCCAGCUUAUUCCCAAGUUAUGUCAAAAUUCAAUUAUUUAAUUGUAACACAGUAUAUUGAAAUGCCUACAAUACAGAAUCACAAUAUCAAUACUGCUCAAGAAUAAAUGAUUAAUUAUUUUGGAAAUCUUUGAAUGUUUCUUUUUCGAGGAAUAA
Acanthoscelides obtectus is the source of this 553-nucleotide messenger RNA. NCBI's taxonomy places the organism in Eukaryota, Metazoa, Arthropoda, Insecta, Coleoptera, Chrysomelidae. The record is from the annotation of a GenBank genome assembly.